UUGUUGAGAGCAUUGCCAUGGAGACGCAACCAAAACAGUAGCGUUAGCGGAGUUGGUUGGAGACUAGGAAGAAAACAUCCAUAUAUUUCCCUUAAAGUUUAGCUCAAUUAGCCAUCUAAUGAAACAACGUUGUAGCUUUUUGUGCAUAAAACGUCCCAGAGUGAUCGAUAUUCCGGAUUUCCGCGGUUGACAACUCACCCAGCUAACGUCUACAAACAAGCCAGCUAUCAGAAUGGGGGAUUCCGAGGUUAUUAAUUUUUCAGCGCUGGAGAAGGAGUUGCAGGCUGCGUUAGAAGCGGACAGGAAAUAUCGACGGGAGAAUGACGCCAAGUUUCGCGCAAUACAUCAGAACGUUGGGUCUUACGAGGAGUUCAGAGAUAUCGUUCUGGCCUCCCACCUGAAACCACUGGAGAAGACUGACAAGACCGGGCAGCGCAGGCAGCCCUGGAACCCCCUCGCUUCUCGAGCCGGGAAGCCGGGCACCGCAGGCUGUGCCACUCUGGAGGCCUCGGCGUUCCGGCCCGGCACGGCGGCGGAGUUCGGGCGGGAUUGGCGGCGGUCCGGCGGGAGCGUGGAGGAGCGGUACCGGCUCCUGCUGUCCCUGGGGGGCGCCGGCGUCCGGCGGACCUUCAGCACCGAGGUGGGGGCCGGCCUGCUGGGGGAGUUCCUGCUGGUCCUGGCCGGGGGGCUUCGGCGGGGGGACGCGGGGGCCGUGGUGUCCCUGCUGCACGGGCUGGCCCACACCGGCCGGUUCAGCCUGGGCCUGGCCUUCCUCAGCCCGGGGGAGAGGGCCGCCUGUGCCGGCCUCCUGGGCCGACUGCAGGACAUUCUGCGGGACGGGCACCCCGAAACAGAGCCAGGGGGCGCUGAGGGGCAUCCCGAAACAGAGCCAGGGGGCGCUGAGGGGCACCCCGAAACAGAGCCAGGGGGCGCUGAGGGGCACCCCGAAACAGAGCCGGGGGGCGCUGAGGGGCACCCCGAAACAGAGCCGGGGGGCGCUGAGGGGCACCCCGAAACAGAGCAGGAGGGCACUGAGGGGCACCCCGAAACAGAGCCAGGGGGCGCUGAGGGGCACCCCGAAACAGAGCCAGGGGGCGCUGAGGGGCACCCCGAAACAGAGCAGGAGGGCACUGAGGGGCACCCCGAAACAGAGCCAGGGGGCGCUGAGGGGCACCCCGAAACAGAGCCGGGGGGCGCUGAGGGGCAUCCCGAAACAGAGCCGGGGGGCGCUGAGGGGGACCCCGAAACAGAGCAGGGAGGCACUGAGGGGGUCCCCGAAACAGAGCAGGGGGGCGCUGAGGGGGACUCCGAUACAGAGCCAGGGGGUGCUGAGGGGGACCCCGAAACAGAGCCAGGGGGUGCUGAGGGGGAGAACGUUCUGGAGAAAUUAGAACGCUUACUGCUGCUCUACGGGGUCCACAUCGACUCUUCAGAGAACUGA
This is a messenger RNA of Conger conger (European conger), 1441 nucleotides long. RefSeq names its product coiled-coil domain containing 103 (gene dnaaf19). Bases 233 to 1441 code for a protein of 402 amino acids. The record is from RefSeq and is a predicted model, not a curated record. Gene Ontology annotation, biological process: determination of left/right symmetry; epithelial cilium movement involved in extracellular fluid movement; inner dynein arm assembly. Lineage: Eukaryota; Metazoa; Chordata; Actinopteri; Anguilliformes; Congridae. The transcript is spliced from 4 exons. Gene Ontology annotation, cellular component: outer dynein arm.